AUGGCUUCGGAAACCACUCCUCCCGCUCAGGCGCCCGCCGCCGCGUCCGAGGAGCCCGAGACCAACACGGAGGUCGAAGCUCAAGAUAUCGAUGUCGGAGCCGAAGCGUUAAUAAACCUUACCGUUACCUUGCCCGAUGCCAAUGCUAGCAAGAUCCAGAUCAUGGUUUCGCCUCAAGAACAGGUUCAUGAGAUCCGACAGUCCAUCAUUGACCUUCCUUCUGCGUUUCAAUACACCUGCUUCCACCUGGAGUUUAAUGGCGAGAAGAUCAACGACUUCAUCCCUCUCGCCGAAAUUCCCGAACUCGGCACCACGCCCGAGUUUCAUGUGGUCGAGGACCCAUAUACCGAGAAGGAAGCUCGCAUUCAUUUUGUUCGCAUUCGGGAGCUUAUCGGCGCCUCUGGGGAUCGUUGUGACACUGCUCAGGGUGUUCUUCCAGGACUUUCCCUUUUCGAAACUGUCGCUACAGAGGCCCAUGGUAGUAACGACGAGUCGGCUGAGGAGUCGCCUAUACAGAACUACGACUUUCAGGCUGUGCCUUCGCUCACCGGGCUGGUACCUCCCCCAUCCGAACCCGCUCCUAAGACAGUGAAGCAGAUCUCCUUGUCAUCAUGGAACCCUCCCCCUCCUCACCUGCGACAGCGUGGCCACUUGCUCUAUUUGGUUGUCUCCACUAAUGAAGGCGAGCAAUACCAAGUCACCUCUCACGUUUCGGGCUUUUACGUGAACAAAUCUUCCAACGCCAAGUUCGAUCCUUUGCCUCGUCCAGCGCCCAAGGGCCAGUCUGCUCACUCCUUGUUGAGUCUGAUCGAGCUUGUCUCACCUUCGUUCACCGAAUCCUUCACGAAGCUCCAGGACUACAACAACCAACGAGACCCUCUCGCCACUUUCCAGAUCACCAACGCUAUCCCUGCUGCUCCUUGGGUGGUUCCUUCUCCGAACUCGUCUCUUUGUACACAUCUUCCCGACCCUGCACGAUCCCAGGAGACCUACCUUCUCAACGGUGUCGAAAACACCGACACUCUGCGAGACUGGAACGAAGAGUUCCAAUCAGCUAGGGAGCUCCCCCGCGAGACCGUUCAAGACCGUGUAUUCCGCGAAAGACUCGUUUCCAAACUAUUUGCGGAUUAUAACGAGGCUGCCACUCGAGGUGCUGUCAUGGUCGCACGCGGCGAUGUUGCCCCUCUAAACCCCACAGAAUGCAGGGAUGCCCAAAUCUUUGUUUAUAACAACAUCUUCUUCUCUUUCGGUGCUGAUGGUGUUGGUACCUUCACUUCCGAGGGUGGCGACGAGGCUGCCCGUGUUGCCACUGGCAAAGAUGUUGCUGGCGUCAAGCUUGUCAACCAGUUGGAUAUCGAGGGGCUUUUCACACCUGCUACUGUAGUUGUUGACUACCUUGGAAAGCGAAUUGUUGGUCAGAGCAUUGUUCCUGGAAUUUUCAAGCAACGCGAGCCCGGCGAGAACCAAAUCGACUACGGUGCUGUAGACGGCAAAGAUACCGUCGCCGCUGACGAGAGAUUUGCUCCUGGCUUUGCUCAGCUGUCCAAGGCCCUCAAGGUCAAGAAACAUCCUGUUUGGGAUAAAGAUGGCAAGCGAUUCGACCUAGAGGCCAGCGUGGAGACCAAGGGCCUUCUAGGUACGGACGCUCGCAAGUACGUGUUGGAUCUGUACCGUAUCAGCCCCCUGGACAUCGCCUGGCUAGAUGAAGAUGGCCUCCCUGAGGAUGGUGAUGCUUAUCCUCACCGCAUGACUGUGCUUCGACCAGAGCUCGUCGAUUCUUUCUCACGGUACAGAUUGAAACAGUGGGUAGACAAGGAGGUCGCUCGUCGAGCUGAACAGAAGAAAGAGAACGAGAAGGAAAACGGCGAGGCCGAGACCGAGAAGACUGAGAACGCCGAGAAGACCGAGAAGACCGACGAGGCCGGGAAGGACGACGAGGCCGGGAAGGACGACGAGGCCGAGGGCAAGGACGAAGCUUCUAAGGAGGAGGAAAACCAGCCUAACCUUUCGGAUUUCAAGUUUGCUCUCAACCCCGAUGCUUUCAGUGGCCAGGUGCCCCAAACUGAAGAAGAGAAGGCUGAGUUCGCUGCUGAUGAGGAGGAGGUCAGGGCAGCUGGCGCCUAUCUUCGGGAGCAGGUCAUCCCUGACUUACUCAAGGAGCUAUCUGAUUCAGAGAUCAGCUUCCCCAUGGAUGGUCAGUCAUUGAGCCGACUUCUCCAUAAGCGAGGUAUCAAUGUGAGAUAUCUGGGCAAGGUUGCCGAGCUUUCUACCGAUGGUCGUCUGAAAUGCUUGCGCGAAAUCUGUGUUCAAGAUAUGGUUGCCCGAGCUUUCAAGCAUAUCGCUUCUACAUACCUCCGCCACCUUCCGGUACCCGCUGUCCCUGCCGCUGUUGCUCACCUCCUCAACUGUUUACUCGGACACAACUUCAACAGCAAGCCUGUUGCUGAGCUUGAUUCUUCAAUCCGCAGCCUCUACACAGACGCUGAUUGGUCAUUUGAAGAGGUCGCACCCGAAAGCCUGCGAGAAAACAUCGAGGAGCAAAUUCUCCAGCGAUUUCGACAUGAAUUGGAUGAGGAAUGGCACAAUCAGGUUCGCCCAGUCCAGCUACUCCGUGAGGUGUCGUUGAAGCUUGGUAUCCAGGUCCAGGCCAAGGAUUACGCCUUCACUGUCGAUGCUGCCGAUGCUGCCGCUGCCACUACAGCUGACGCUCCUGAAAAGACCGAGAAGUCCAUUGCUAACCAAACCAAUGGAGAAUCUGCCAGCAGCAAGAAAAAGAAGAAGAACAAGACUCGUGAGGUUUCGCCUCCUGAGACAGUUGCCCCUGCCAAUGUUCACACGUUCUGCCCCGACGACAUCGUUGACCUAGUUCCUUUGAUCAAGGACUCAUGCCCUCGUAGCGCUCUCGCUGAGGAGGCGCUUGAAGCUGGCCGCAUCUCAAUUAUUCAGAACCAGAGGAAGCUGGGUCAGGAGCUCCUCCUAGAGUCCCUUUCCCUGCACGAGCAGAUCUACGGCAUCCUGCAUCCCGAGGUCGCUCGUGUGUAUAAUAGUCUGUCUAUGCUCUACUACCAGCUGGAUGAGAAGGAGGCUGCGGUUGAUCUUGCUCGCAAGGCAAUUAUCGUUGCUGAGCGAACUGUUGGUGUUGAUUCCGCCGAGACCCUUCUUAACUACCUCAACCUGAGCCUGUUCCUCCACCAGGUUGGUGACAGUAAGGGUGCUCUUGUGUACUCAAAGCACGCUCUCAAGAUGUGGAAGGUUAUAUACGGCCCUGACCACCCUGACUCUAUCACAACCCUUAACAACGCUGCUGUGAUGCUUCAGCAUCUCAAGGCCUACCAUGAGUCUCGACUUUGGUUCGAGGAGUCGCUGCGUGUAUGUGAGUCUGUCUUCGGCAAGCAGUCGAUCAACUCCGCCACACUACUCUUUCAGCUAGCACAAGCUCUUGCUCUUGACCGCGAUUCUAAGGGAGCCGUGACUCGUAUGCGCGAGUCUUACAACGUUUUCCUCGCCGAGCUUGGACCAGAAGACAAGAACACCAAGGAGGCAGAGAGCUGGCUCGAGCAGCUUACUCAGAACGCUGUGAACAUUGCCAAGCACGCCAAGGACGUCGCUGCCCGACGACUUAAAUCCGGCAUUCGAUUCACCACCAACACUUCGAAUCCGGCAGGAGUUGUUCCCAGCGUCGCCGUCCCUGGCCGUACCGGUCCUGGCUCACAGGUCGAUUCACGCAGCAUUGAUGAGCUCAUCAAGUUCAUCGAAGGUGGUGAACAUCAACAAAACAAGAAGCGUACUGGCCGUGGUAACCCAAAGAGACGAGGCCAGGCCGGAGCGCGAUAA
This is a messenger RNA of Fusarium sp. VM40, 3834 nucleotides long. Lineage: Eukaryota; Fungi; Ascomycota; Sordariomycetes; Hypocreales; Nectriaceae. The record is from the annotation of a GenBank genome assembly.